Monascus purpureus is the source of this 1748-nucleotide messenger RNA. NCBI's taxonomy places the organism in Eukaryota, Fungi, Ascomycota, Eurotiomycetes, Eurotiales, Aspergillaceae. The record is from the annotation of a GenBank genome assembly.
GCUAUCCGCUUCUCGUCCAUUCAAUUCCCACCCUUCGCGAUGCACCGACAGUCGGUUGUACGGCUGGCUUGCCAGUAUGGAGGUCUUCCGCUGGUCGAACUACCUCCGCCAUACCUCGCUCCAUCGCUUCACUUCUCCCUGAUCCGGCCUCCCGUACAGUGUUCGAACUUUUCUUCCACGGCUGUGGCCGCUGGUUCCGGACGUGAUCUGAGCAAAUCUCGUGGAGUCUCUGCUAUCCAUCGUACUGGCCCUAAGUUUCCCUUGGGAGUUUCCAAAUAUCCAUUGCCAAAACCUGCAACGCCAAGCAAGCCUACACGAGCCAAUCCUACUCCCAACCAUGGUCUCUGGGAUUUCUUCCCCAGGAACAAAGAGUCAUUGAGCACUCCAGAAUACGACAGCGCUCAUGGUCGCGCAUGGUCCAUUCAAGAGCUCCGUGAAAAAUCCUGGGAAGAUCUUCAUUGUCUGUGGUGGGUUUGUGCCAAGGAACGCAAUCGCAUAGCAACAUCCGACUUGGAAAGGAAGAGAUUGAAGGCGGGCUACGGAGAAUUUGAGGCUAGUGAGCGUGAUAAAGUUGUCCGCAAGACGCAAAUGGCCAUCAAACUCGUUUUGCGCGAACGAUGGUACGCUUGGGAAGAUGCCCGUCGACUCUACCAAAGGGGCUACCGACCAAAGGUAGAGGAGGAUCUUGAGUAAUAAGGAUGCGAUAUCGCACAGACACGCAUUGAUCGGGCUUUCUGGCACUAGAUGCUUCUCGCAAUAUGUAGUAUUCCUUUCGCCAUUACCUGUUAGCACAAGGUCUAGUUCAUGUAUUUUUUAUGGACGCAGAGAGUACAUUCCUAUGAAUUUUGGAAGGAAACAAAUGCCAUGGGCUACAAUCUUUUGCUGCGUGUAACAGCAUUGCCAUCUUAUCGCCGCUUAAUGGAAACGAUCGUCAUUGCAAUUCCAAUAGUGGGAAUUGGGUGCUAAUAGCUCUUAAUAGUAUCUCUGCUCCAAUUUCUAAGCCUCAAUCUUAAGUGGUAACUAAUAAAUAAUAAUAAUAAUAAGAGUGUGGUAUAUAAGCUAGCUGGGACCAAUUUGCUGUUAGUGCUGGCUCAUGAAUAACAUCUAUGAUUGAGGGGAGCUCCCGUUACUAACAGUAUCCUCUAUUCCAGCCCUUAGAAACACGAUUGUACUAAUUGAAAGCAUUUCCCCCUCGUUGCUGGCUGACAAAGAAGAACACCGCAAACACUCGCGACAAGUCAUCAUCCAAUCUCUUAUUUCCUUUUGAUCUAACCGCUGUACUCGUCUUCUGUUCCUGGGUAUUUCAUCAUCAAAUAUAGAUAUCGGAGAAAUUCAAGGGUGGGUUUCUGCUGAUCAGUGGGACAAGUGCCUAUUCUCCAUCACCUCUAUUGUUCUGGCUCUCGCGAUGCUUAUGAAGUCCGUCUUUAGUGUGCGGCGUCUUUAAGUUGUUAGUCGUUACCGUCGUCAACUCUUGGAAACGAACGGUUUCCAACAGGAUAAGACUCUAGUGUCCUGCUCAUUGAUCAGACUAGCUAAAUACCCCAGUUUUCUGGAAGACCGUUGAGAGAUUCAUAGUAGUUCCUGGGUGAUUCGAGAAUGACGACGCGACGCCACUGGUGUAGAUACAGGCCAUGAUCUUCACACUGGGAAAUAGCCAGCAGGAACUUGAAGCAACGGAUCUUUUUGACUGGUUGUGAUGGUCAACACUUCAACUUGUCACUGUAGAUAUCGUUUACCACGGCUUUUUG